Molecule: messenger RNA, 2286 nt
Organism: Condylostylus longicornis
Lineage: Eukaryota; Metazoa; Arthropoda; Insecta; Diptera; Dolichopodidae
Gene: casp
Product: FAS-associated factor 1
Exons: 15
Coding region: 120-2105 (661 amino acids)
Cellular component (GO): nucleus; endoplasmic reticulum
Molecular function (GO): ubiquitin binding
Source: RefSeq, a predicted model, not a curated record
GGUAGGUCGAUUGUCAUACGAAAAGUGUUUUUUUUAUUUGGCCUUUUAUAAUAAGAAUUUUUAGAAAUUUGGAAAAAAAAUUAAUUUAUAAAUAAAUUAUAAGAAUUUAUUUCGAUAAUAUGGCUGAAGAUAAAGAUCAAAUUUUAGCAGAUUUUCAAAGUAUUACAGCUAUAGAUGAUGUUGGGGAAGCUUUUUCACAUUUAGAAAAUUGUAACUGGGAUUUAAUGACUGCCAUACAAAAUGUUAUGCCUCAAGAAACAAGUCCUGUUGAACCGAUGGUUCAAAAUGAUUUUUCCAACUCUAGCAACUCAAACUUAACCCGCUGGAAUUCAAGUGGUUUAGAAAAUACUUUUGCUCCCAUACCUUCAACUUCUUCUUCAAACUCAAAUAUAAUUGAUCUCACAGCAGACAUUACUCCAAAUUCUCUUAAGAAAGAUAAUAAAGAAAUUAUUUUUAAUAUACACUUCAAUCAGCAAGUUUAUACGAUUACACUUCCAUCAAGUGCUUCUGUCGGAGAUCUUAAAGAUCGAAUAUUUGGCCUGACAAAAGUUCCUAUUUGCCGACAAGCCAUAAGGGGGUGGCCUCCAGCCAAAAUUCAUGAAGCUCAAUUAUCAAGUACAGUACUUUCAAGUUUGGAUUUAUCCAUUGAGAACGAAUUAAUAUUAAUCGACUUAACUGAUGAUGCUUAUGGAGAAGAAAACUUCGAAAUUGCUAGAAGAUUUGCUGAAACAUUUACACUGAAUAUUAUUCAACAGCCGGAAGGAAAAUCAAUAUCUUUACCUUUUCCUGGUGAAAAAACCAUUUUAGAUGUUAAAAAUGAUAUUUAUUCCAUAACUGAUAUACCAGUUCGACACCAAGAUUGGACCGGUUGGCCAGUUGGGUCCAAUAAUACAACAACAUUAGCGCAAUCAGGUAUUGAGCUACAACACAAUUUAAUAUUACGUUCAUCUGCCAAUGAUAAGCCUAAAAAUAAUUCUAAGCCAAGUAGAAGUAAUAAUUUUGUAAAUAUUGAUUCAGAUAGCUCCGACGAGUUUGAGGACGCAUCUGAUUUUAAUGCCGAUGAUGAUUUUUUCUCUGAUUCUCCUGCUCAGCCCCGUUUAAAACAUUUAAUACCAGACAACACAGACGACGAAACGUUAGGUUCAAUACAAUUUGUUGAAAAUUAUACGCAAAGAUAUGGCGAACCACAUCCAGUAUUUUUCCAAGGUAGUCUAGAAGACGCAUUAAAAGAGGCUUGCCACAAACCAGCUAGAGAUAGAAAAUUAUUAGCAAUAUAUUUACAUCACGAUGAUAGCGUUUUAACAAAUGUUUUUUGCGAUCAAUUACUACGUUGUGAAAGUGUUAUGCAAACAUUAAUGCAAAGUUUUAUAUUAUAUGGAUGGGAUUUAACACAUGAGAGCAAUAAGAACUUAUUUUUAUCAUCAAUAUCAGCAUGUGUUGGAGUUACUGCAUCAAUUACAGUUAGAAAUAUUCCUGUUGAUAGAUUACCCGCUAUUAUAAUUAUUGCAAAAAGUAGAAGUACAUGUGAAGUAUUAUCUGUGAUUAAUGGUAAUGUUGGAGUUGAUGACUUACUUUCACGAUUAAUGGAAACAGUAGAAAUGUACUCAGAGCAUAUUAGAGUUGAAGUAAGAGAAGAAACAGAAAGAGCAUUACGAGAACAAGUUAAAUAUGAACAAGAUAUGGCAUAUCAACAAACAUUAGAAGCCGAUAUGGCUAAAGAGGCUGCAAAAAAACAAAAAGAAUUAGCGUUAGCUGCUGAAAGAAAACGAUUAGAAUCUGAAAAAGCUGAACAGGAAGCUAAAAAGGAAAUUGUAAGAUUGCAGGCUGAAAAUGCGUUGCCUGAUGAACCGAAUGAAUCUAUAACUGAAAAUGUUACGAAAAUUCGUAUUAGAACACCACAGGGAGAAAAUUUAGAAAGACGAUUUUAUGGUCACGACAAAUUACAGGCUCUCUUAAAUUAUGUUACAUCUAAAGGAUUUCCAGUCGGAGAAUAUAAAGUUAUAUCAGGAUGGCCACGUAAAGACUUAACGACUAUUAACCCUACAGAAACAUUUAAAAGUUUAAAUUUAUUUCCUCAAGAAACUGUGAUUCUUGAAGAACGAUGAUCAGCAAAUUUUAAUAUUAUUUUUUUUUUUUUUUUUUAAUUAUACAAUAUUUAAUUAUAAUCAGUGAAUAGUAACAACAACAUUCUUUAAUAUAUAUACAUAUAUAUAAAUAUAUAUAUUUAUAUAUACAUAUAUAUAAAAUACAUAAUUAUAAAAAAUUGAAAAAAAAAAAAGAAAAAAA